Messenger RNA from Closterium sp. Naga37s-1, 1470 nucleotides. The record is from the annotation of a GenBank genome assembly. NCBI's taxonomy places the organism in Eukaryota, Viridiplantae, Streptophyta, Zygnematophyceae, Desmidiales, Closteriaceae.
AUGGAUUCCUCGGCCUCGUCCUUCUUGGAUCGACUCACGCGGAAUGCACCCGUCGUAAGCACCCCGUGCUCUCUCGCUGCCCUCUCGCUCGCUGCUUUCUCGCUGCCUCGUCGAAGCGCAGAGCUGCCUUGCGUCGUGAUGGUUCGCAUGAUCGCUAGUACGAGUGGCGUCGCCAGCGAUGAGCCUCGUGCUUUGCAGGAGGAGCGCGAGGAUGAGGGGCAGGCGGAGGCAGCAGCGCCAGUGGCGAGGGAAGUGAGGCGCGCCGAGGCCGUGAGCUUUCUGCCCUUCCCCACUGAAGCCAUUACGCUGGAGCGCGGACUCACACUGCUCAAGGGCAAGGCGAGCACAACCAUGUUACUCGGGACAACGUCGGACCUGGUGCCCGGCAAGUAUGAAGGCGGGUUCAAGCUGUGGGAGGCGGCGGUAGACCUGAUGGAGGCCGUGCGGGCCGACAUGCAGGACGGCACCCUCUCCUUCCGCCGCAAGCAUGUGCUCGAGCUGGGCUGUGGUCACGGGCUGCCGGGCAUUCUCGCCUGCCUCAAGGACUGCAGCACCCACCUGCUCACGCCCGUCACUCACACUCUCCUACCUCUCCCCCUCUUCCCUUCCACCCGUCUUCUCCUCUCCCCUUCUCCGCGUCUCCCCAUCUCCCCCUGUCACUCGGUGUGCUUCUGCCCCACGGCCCAUGGCACCCCCCUGUGGUGGCGGGGCGAGCAGGGUGCGGCGGGGGUGCAUUUCCAGGACUUCAACGCGGAGGUGCUGCUCAACCUCACCAUCCCCAACCUCACCGCCAACCUCGCCGCCGCUGCCACCACUCCCCCGCAUCAGCGCAGGGAGCACACGGCGGGCAGUGGGGGUGGGGGUGGGGGCGGGGAGGACGCGAGUGGGAGGACGGCAGGCAGUGGCUCCUCGCCGUGCUCGCCGCCGGUGACGCCCAAGUCGCCCCUGCCUGACCUGCGCACGCGCUUCUUCGCCGAUGCUGUGGCGGACAGUGCCUCACACGCCUCCCCCAGCGCGGCCAUCAGCACGGGCGGUAGCGAGGCGGUGAAGCACCCGCGGCAUGGCAGAGUGCACAUACAGCCUCCCCCGCCUGCAACCCACAUGCCACUGGACGGUGCGGCUGGCACACCUUCCUUCUGUGCAUCGCCAGGUGGCACUUCGGCAUUGGUUCACGGGGGCGGGAGGGCGGGCGGGGGCGGGGGCGGGUACGACAUCAUCCUGACGGCGGAGACGGUGUACUCGCCGCGCUCCAUGGCCAAGCUGCUCGCCCUCGUCUCUAAGUGUCUGCGGCGGCCGCACGGCGUGCUGUACGUGGCGGGCAAGAAGCACUACUUUGGGGUGGGCGGCGGCACACGCCAGUUCAAGAUCCUCGUGGAGCAGCAAGGUUUGUUGCACGGCCACUUGCUCAAGGAGGUUGUGGAUGGCUCCUCCAAUGUUCGGGAAGUGUGGAAGUUUUUCUACCGGGACUGA